CGCCGCCCAGUCUCCCGCCCUGCGUCUAUUUUGUCUGCUUGCUGCAUAGGCAUCGUGAGAGGGGUGCAUUGACGAGACGCGCCUUUGUUAGUCCCGAAGCAGCAGCAGCAGCAGCAGCAGUAACAGGGUCUUCCACGCCUACAUAGCUGGCCACCCUAUCUCGCGGUUCCAUCAACGCCCGCUCGUAAAACCGAGUCAACGAGCCAACACCGACAUACAACAAACAGCACCCAAACACACAUUCAUUCUCGGAUCAUCCCGCACUUAUCGGUCGCGGUGGUGACGACGACGGUGACGACGACAGCGACGACGGCGACCCGAAGAAGCAGCGCGCUCGCAAUGGGCAUACGCGCACGAGACGAUGUACCGCCCGGUUGGGUGAGGGAAGGGGACUGGUUAGUGCCGUGGUGGCACAGCAGGGAGGGGAUCAUCGUCAAAUGGGUCAUUUUCCUCGUCAUCUUCCUGCUCAUCAUGGGGUACAUCCUCGGCGGCUACUUGCACGCGAAGCGGCGGCUGCGAAAGGGCCUCCAGCCGUUGGCUUACCACCGAUGCCUGGUCAGUCGACGGGCUUGGCAACCGCAGCAGUACCAGAACAGCUGGCCACAGCAGGGCGGAGGCGGCUACUAUCAGCCCAAUGCCUACCACAUGGGUAACAUGGCGGCGCCCCCCGUGUACGAUCCGAAUCGCCCGCCCAUGUACACUGGCCCGCCGGCCGGACCUCCAGAUGGGGCCACUAAGGUCGACCCGUCGCAAUGGCGGACGGAGCCUACUAGGCGGCCCGCCGAGGCAGAUCCCGCGCCGGACUAUGCGCCGCCUGGUGGUGGGCCUCCGCCACCCGGGAACAUGCGGUGAAGAGAGGAGGUGUGAGUUCUGGACACGCCAGGGAGAAGGUCUGGGUUGGAGCAAGGAAGAUUGCAAGAUAAAGCAGGUCUCAUCUCUGUCGAUCCUUGGUGGAACGAAGCAGCCCCGGGAAUUCGUGGAAAGCAUUGUUGUAUUGCGCUCGCUAAAGAGUCAGGUAGUUUUAGCAGAUUAGGUGUGCUGUUAUUCCAAAACGCCAGCGUAAUCAGGG
Molecule: messenger RNA, 1069 nt
Organism: Purpureocillium takamizusanense
Lineage: Eukaryota; Fungi; Ascomycota; Sordariomycetes; Hypocreales; Ophiocordycipitaceae
Exons: 3
Coding region: 340-852 (170 amino acids)
Source: RefSeq, a predicted model, not a curated record